UGGGAAAUUUUACUAUUAAUAAUAUUAACCACACUUGGGAAAUUUUACUAUUAAUACUAUUAACCACACUUGGGAAAUUAUACUAGUAAUACUAUUAACCACACUUGGGAAAUUAUACUAAUAAUACUAUUAACCACACUCGGGAAAUUAUACUAUUAAUACUAUUAACCACACUUGGGAAAUUUUACUAUUAAUACUAUUAACCACACUUGGGAAAUUAUACUAGUAAUACUAUUAACCACACUUGGGAAAUUUUACUAGUAAUACUAUUAACCACACUCGGGAAAUUAUACUAUUAAUACUAUUAACCACACUUGGGAAAUUAUACUAGCAAUACUAUUAACCUUUACGUUUGAUUGCAUGCUUUGGUAAAUUAAUGUCCAAAAAAAUAUAUCAAAAUGGCCAAUAGUCAACACGAUGGAGUUUCCUGCAGGGUGUCAGAGCAUUGUAAAUGUUGCAUUCAAUCCACAAGUUGGCCAAUAACAUUGUUUUGAUCUUAGGAUCUCAGAAAUUUAAUAUGUGUAAUCGUUUAUUUUUUACAUAUCAUGAAAUGUUUCGAGGGGAUUAUCUCUUUGUCUUUCCCUACUUCCAUGGUUUAGUUUUCUUUACAUUUUUUAUGGUGCAUUUCUAAUUCCAAGAUAUCCAUGGUGUAGUAAUGGCACUUUAUUUGCACAGCAUUCUUGUUAUUGUGCAUUUAUAAUAAUUCCAAGAUAUUCAUAAUGUAGUAAUACCACUGUUUUUGAACAUUAUUCUUGUUAUUGUGCAUUUCUAAUAAUAUAGUAAUGGCAGUCAAUUUGCACAACAUUCUUGUUAUUGUGCAUUUCUUAUAAUUCCAAGAUAUUCAUAGACAGUAUAGUCAUAACAGUCAGUUUGCACAACAUUUUUGUUAUUGUGCAUUAACAGUGGUAUUACUACCUAGAAAAGGCAAAAAAUAAAGGAGUUCGAACGGGACAAUCAGCGUGGACUUCGUCGAAGCCUCGCCUCAGAGAAAAAAUCUACUUAAGUCAAAUAAAUGCAGUAUUUGUGCAAGGGACACGUCCAUUUACAACUUUUGCUGUUCAAUAACGGGAAAGGGACAUUCAUUUGUGCCAAACGUUGUAUCGUUAACGUGCAUUGUACGUUCAUCAACAUCGCACGAAUCAUCCUUAGCGUGAAUCGACUUUCAAUAACAAUUUUCCUUGUUUAUGUUAAUAGCACUAAUGAAUUUUCUAUUUCGUAUAACUGAUUGUCAUUAAACGCUACUGAUUGUCCAAACGUGCAAUUGAAUUUUAAUUGGGCGCAAAAGAAUGUUCGUUCCACUCGAAUUGAAUGUCUAAGUGCGUUAUUGUUUCUCCGUUGAUGCUAAUGAAUGUUCACGAAUAUUCAAUUAUUAUUGAAAGUCGAGUCACGCUAAAUGAUGUUUCGUGCGAUGUUGAUGAACGUACAUUACACGCUAUCGAUGUAACUUUUGGCGCAAAUAAAUGUCCCUUUCCAGUUAAUGAACAGCAAAAGGUGUAGUUAUGCUAAAAAAUGAAGCGAAUCGCUGGUGCUAAAUUUGUCUUAUCCGCUGUUAAGGGGAUGUACCUAAAGAUGGUACACAUGAAUGCGUCUGCCGAUCUACAUCUUUAUUGUUCAAGUAAUAAUUAGAUAAGUUAUUGGUCCGUGAAGAUAUUUUCAACAUUACUGUGACUAGCUUGAAAUGCCCGAGUGGCCGCGUGAAAUUCCGUACGCUUCUCAUUCUAGAACUGAACAUGGACGUGUCGCCACGGAACCACCUUUGUCUGAUUUGUUUGGGAUUUUUGGUGCUUUUCCCUUCGUUUUAUUACCUUACAGCAACUCAGGACAUCCUCGCAGGCACCACAAUCCACACUUCUUCUGUAUUAGUCGCUGAAGCGAUUCCGGGUAUUCUGACGAGCCUUUUUGGCAACUGGAUCAUUAGCCGCUUGUCCUUAGUUACCUCCCUAGGUAUCGGGAUUGUGAGCUACGUAGCAUCUAUUUUGAUGCUUGUUCUUGGAAAUGCUGCGUAUGUUAGGCUGGUUGCUGUAGGUUUCGUUAAUUUUUCAAUGUGUUGGAUGAAUGUGUGGUGUAUGGGGCUCACUGCGCAUCUACGGGACGAUGGUAGACUUAUCAGCGGCUUAGAAACGGGAAAGAAUUUAUCGGGAAGCAUAAGCGGCCUUAUAUACACAGCGUUAACUUUGUGGCUGUGCUUGUCUCCUCGAUUGGCAAUGUCGACAAGUAUUGCAUCUCCGAUUCUUAUUGUUCUGACAUACGCCGCAUUAGACAAGACAGCAAUCAAGCAAAACAUAGAACGCAGCGGUUACACAAAGCUUUCAGCAAGUGGACAAGGUAUUGAUGAGUGCCCAGAACUAGCAAGCGGACAAGACAAAGCCGGACAAGACAGGUUGUCUGCUAUUAAUUCUGAUGAUAAUGCUGGAGAAGAAGGCACCGAAGAAUCCCUACUUACGAUUUGCUGGAAGAUUUUCCCCCAAUUUAUAUAUUGCUUUUGGGCGGCUAUCAGCGUUUGGCUUUCAAGUCAUGCCAUACUGACCACAAUAGUUUACCCAACGUCAAACAUAGCUCCUAGAGACACUUUUCAAUUUUACUCACUAGCAAUGAACAUAAGUCGAUGUAUAGGGGGGAUUUUAUAUUCCGCGUACUCCCACAUGUACCCUGAUCGUGUUCGGGCGUUUCGACACAUCUGGCUCCUCUCUGCACUAUGUCUUGCUCACAUGGUGUUUGCCGUUUUCGCGUCCUGGUACCGGUUCUUACCGGGUCUUUCCGUGACUAUCAUGUUCUGUGCUUCGUUUGGAUUUACCGAGGGCUGGUUGUGGGUGUUCGUGUUCAUGGGGAUUAAAGACAUGUUUGGCAAUGUCCGCGACGCUGGGUACGGCUUGAGUAUCGCUCAGUCCGGGAGGCAGGUUGCGUACCUCAUCGCUGGUAUGCUAGGUGUACGACUGGAGGCGGUUCUCCUUAGACAUUGUAGAGAUGAAUUAUUCCUUGGGGAAUACUGUUUGUCUCGAUCGAAUGCUGUGCGUGGAUGGGAAGAAUAUUACUGUUAAAAAGCUCCGCAUUAAACAGUUUUUAAACGGUCCAGCUUUCAAUGCCAUAUAAAGAAAAAAACUAACGCUAUCUGCAACCUAUGGCGCACUGGACGAACAAGUCCCAAAUAUCUAAUUAAAAUGGUGACAAGUAUGACUAGGUCAUCAUUGUACUUAGCGAGUAAAAGCUGUAAGACAAAUUAUAUCAAUGUUUUAGGUAUUUUUAGUGUACUGAUACGGGUGGCCCAGUGUGUUAGCGCGUCAGCGUAUGGGGCCUCUCACCUCUGAUGAAACGGGUUCGAUUCCCGGUCGAGACAUGGACAGUAUCUUUCUGUUUCUCGGCCCUGAAUUAUAAUUGUUGAACGUAUGUGAGCUUACUAGAAGCUUUUGUUUCACAGUUCCAAGAUGGGAAAUUCUUAAUACAUACGUUAUAGGCCAUAUAAAGAUACAUAUUUCAAAAUUGGAAAA
This is a messenger RNA of Nematostella vectensis (starlet sea anemone), 3485 nucleotides long. RefSeq lists its product as uncharacterized. Gene Ontology annotation, cellular component: vacuole; membrane. NCBI's taxonomy places the organism in Eukaryota, Metazoa, Cnidaria, Anthozoa, Actiniaria, Edwardsiidae. The transcript has 2 exons. Bases 1731 to 3038 code for a protein of 435 amino acids. Gene Ontology annotation, biological process: regulation of intracellular pH. The record is from RefSeq and is a predicted model, not a curated record.